Molecule: messenger RNA, 1820 nt
Organism: Cryptotermes secundus
Lineage: Eukaryota; Metazoa; Arthropoda; Insecta; Blattodea; Kalotermitidae
Product: esterase FE4
Exons: 10
Coding region: 5-1801 (598 amino acids)
Source: RefSeq, a predicted model, not a curated record
ACAGAUGCUCCCCAAACAGCAGAGGCCGUCUGUCCAUCAAGACGCCCACAACAUGAUGGCAAACUACCUCGCUGCCUUGGGCCCUCUAAUCACGGUCCUCCAACUCCUGGCGGCCGAGUCGCAAAAGGAGGACAUCAUAGUUACUGUGCGACAAGGACGUCUCAAGGGACUUCGCUUCGAAUCUGUUCGUGGCCAAGAGCUACUUGCCUUCUUGGGCAUACCUUAUGCCAGACCACCAGUAGCAGAGCUGCGUUUCAAGGGCCCGCAGCCCCCAGAGCCCUGGAGGGACACGCGCGAAGCCAUAGUUGAAGGGAACGUCUGCCCGCAACGAGACAUGAUGUCCGGUGCUUUCAUGGGAGACGAGAACUGCCUCUUUCUGAACGUCUUCACCAACAAGAUCCCCGAGUGUCCCGAGCAGCUGAAGGCUGUUAUGGUUUGGAUCCAUGGCGGUUCCUACAAGGGGGGCUCAGGGACAUCGAUGGUCUAUGGGCCGGACCACAUCCUUACUGAGGACGUUGUGCUCGUCACUAUCAACUACCGCCUGGGACUUCUAGGAUUCUUGAGUCUCUGCGAAGUUGGAGUUCCGGGCAACAACGGCCUGAAGGACCAAGUGAUGGCACUGCGAUGGGUGCAGAAUAAUAUUGCCCAGUUCGGGGGAGAUCCUAACAGAGUCACCAUCUUCGGGGAGAGCUCUGGUGGAGCGAGUGUGCACUACCAUUUACUGUCUCCAAUGUCUAAAGGCUUGUUCCACCGCGCCAUAGCGCAGAGCGGAUCAGCGCUGGACCCGUGGGCCUAUGCCGAACCGGAUUUCCUGCGCUGGAAGGCAUUCACAGUGGGCGAACGUAUGAACUGCAGCGCUGCAGGUCCUCAUGAACUGUUGCGGUGUCUGCAGGAGGCAGGGGCAAACACGAUAGUACAGAGCACUGUAGGGCAGGUUUUCAGCACAUCUGAGACAAUAGUGCCGCUCAGACCGACAAGGGAGGACGAAAGUCAGAGCGACGAAGAGGUCUUCCUUUCAGGAAAACCGGAAGAUCUCAUAGCUUCAGGAAAGUUCCACAAUGUUCCCUACAUUACCGGAGUCAACUCCAGAGAAGCCAUAAUUUAUGCGGAAGACAUGCAAUCGAUCCCGUCCUUCUGGGAAGACAGCAAGCAGCACAUGAAGAGCGUCAUUGCUGAUCUUCUGGGCAUGCAGAAUACCAGUCAGGCAAAUGAGAUUGCGGAAAUGGCGCUCAGCUAUUAUGCGGGGGAUGAGAUUCUGACAAACAAAACAUUAACAGGGAAGCAUAUUGACCUGUUUUCUGACCUGGGUUUUGUGCUCGGUGCGGACAGAGCCCUGAAGAUGCAGACGCUGCUGUCAGCCGCUCCAGUCUAUUCUUAUUUAUUCUCGUUCGACGGCGGUCUGGGCCUUGCUAAGCUCGCCUUUCAUACGCAGCUCGAAGGAGUGUCUCAUGCUGACGAACUGGGGUAUCUAUUCCACACAGCAAUCAGCCCUUCCGUGGCAGAAGAGUCUGACGAAAUGAAGGUUUUGUUAAAAAUGGUUAAAAUGUGGACGAAUUUCGCAAAAACCGGGGACCCCACGCCAGAUUGCGACUCUUUGCUGGGAGUGAAGUGGGACCCGACCACCAAAGCUGAACACGUUUACCUCAGCAUUGACAAGGAAGUGCAGAUGAGAAGGGAUCUCUUCAAGGAACGUAUGCAGUUCUGGGAGGAUAUGCUAGGACCCUACAUCAAACCUUACAACAGUACCAACUUCUGUUGCAACAAAACAUGCUCUUAUUACGUUCCUAAGGACUUCUCUUGAUAAACUAAAAGUAAAUGUU